AUGCGUGGUUCAAUUAUUCUUGCUUCCCUGUGCCAUCUGGCUACAACUCUGACAAUCCCAACAUACCCCAAGAAGAGAGCUCUGUCAGCUGGCUUCGCCAUCUACAGCUGCACCACGCCCGGAACAGUCGCGCUCACUUUCGAUGACGGACCUUUCGUGUACACAGAGUCUGUACUCGAUCAGCUUGCUUCAGUCGGAUUUCAGGCUACCUUUUUCCUUAAUGGGUAUAACCUGGGAAAUAUUGAGGAUUACCAAUCCACGGUUGACAGGAUGAUCAAUGAAGGGCAUCAGGUUGCUUCACACACCUACGGUCACCCUGAUCUGGCAGGCUUGAAUGACUAUGAUGUCGAGCAACAGAUGGCAUUAUUGAGUAACGAGUUCACUCAAAUGAUAGGUAAGGACCCCGUCUACAUGCGUCCCCCGUACUUUAGCUUCAGCGACCGAACACUUCAAGUCCUUGGUCAGCUGGGGUAUAAAGUAGUGAUUGCUGAUAUAGACACCGACGAUUGGCGCUAUUCGUCUUUUGGCGGUGCCGAACCUUCUUUAGACUCGUAUAACGCUGGCCUUAGCCAUGGAGGCUCAAUUGUUCUCAUGCAUGAUGUCCAUCAGAACACUGUGGAGAACAUACUUCCCCUUAUAAUCCAAGCGACGCGAAGAAGCGGAAAAAGAGCGGUCACAGUUGGAGAGUGUCUCGGAGACCCUGAGACAAACUGGUAUCGGGUCUCGGGAGAAUCUGGGAAAGGGUCUCAAACAACGGAGUGGAACAGCACAGAAAGUCACGACACUGUUGUGGUAGUUCACACACCUGCACCUGAGAGAUUGGAAAUGGCUUUUUAA
This is a messenger RNA of Fusarium venenatum, 837 nucleotides long. Its product is annotated as deacetylase. Lineage: Eukaryota; Fungi; Ascomycota; Sordariomycetes; Hypocreales; Nectriaceae. Gene Ontology annotation, biological process: carbohydrate metabolic process. Gene Ontology annotation, molecular function: hydrolase activity, acting on carbon-nitrogen (but not peptide) bonds. The record is from RefSeq and is a predicted model, not a curated record.